AUGAACGAGCGGACCAUUCGACGUGUGGCUAUCAUUGGAGCCGGCAUCAGCGGUGUCGUCAGCGCCGGGCAUCUUCUUGCAGCUGGAAUCGAUGUGACAGUGUUUGAAAGGAGCGAAGCGGCCGGGGGAGUCUGGCUUUAUGACAAGCGAGUACCGAUUGAAGCCCAGUACCCGUGUGUCAAACCUUCGGAUGCGAAACAUUUCAGUAGAGAUGAUAGAGAUGAAAAUGAAAGACAGCAUCUAUUACAUGCACCUCCCGGACCCUGCUACGAAAGUCUGACAAACAAUGUCUCAACCCCACUGCUGCGUACCACACUCAGUGCUUGGCCUGAAGGGACACCCCCCUAUGUGAAUCAUGGUGUCCUGAAGGACUAUAUUCAAGGCACCUCCAGGAAGGCUGGUGUGGAGGAUGUGACUGUCUAUGGGGCGCUCGUGACAAAAGCCUACAAAGAAGGGCAUCAAUGGCAUGUAUUUUGGAAAUGCCUUCAUAAGGAUUCUCAGACGGCAAGCUUCACUGAGCGAGAAAGUUCAGCGAUAUUUGAUGCAGUGGUGGUAGCAUCGGGCCAUUAUCACACCCCUCUCAUCCCUGAUAUCCCAGGUCUAGCUGAGAAGAAAGCAAAUUGGCCUUCGAAGAUCACACAUUCAAAAUCGUUCCGCAGUUCCAACGGAUUUGAAGGAAAGAAUGUCCUUUUGAUCGGCGGAGGAGUAUCUUCUGUUGAUAUUGCUCGGGAAAUUAGCCCUGUUGCCCAAAGGAUUUAUCAAAGUACACGCAACGGAGCCUUUGAUAUUCCUGCCAGCGCGCUUCCUCAGAACGCCUCGAGAGUUGAGCAGGUUGCUGCAUUCAAGCUACUUCCUUCCGAAAAGACAGACGAGAGGCAUUUGCCAAUUGUUGCGUGCCUAGUGUCUGGCGAAGAAAUACGUGGAAUCGACCGAAUAAUUCUUUGCACAGGAUAUCAGAUGACCUUGCCCUUCCUGCCCCAAUAUAACGAUGACACUGAGGCCACCGCAAGCGACGCGGUGUUAGUGACUGAUGGCACCCAGAUACACAACCUACACCGCGACAUAUUCUACAUCCCGGAUCCAUCAUUAGUAUUCGUUGGAAUUCCUUUCUAUACUGCUACCUUUACGCUAUUCGAAUUUCAAGCUAUCGCGGUGGCUGCUUGGUUCUCGGGCACAGCACAGUUGCCAUCUACAGAAGAGAUGAAAGCCGAGUACAAAGACCGAAAGACGGCAAAAGGGCAGGGAAGGGCUUUCCAUUCACUUCGGGGGGAAGAGGAAACAUAUGUAAAGAGCUUGAUAGACUGGGUGAAUGCUGGUAGAGUCUCGCGGGGUCUGGAUGUGCUCGAAGGACAUACAGAUUCUUGGCGGGAGGAAAAGAAAUCACAUAUCGAACGGCUGAAUCUGAUCUUCCAGGGAGUCAUACCCUAUGGAAAUUAA
Messenger RNA from Penicillium argentinense, 1437 nucleotides. RefSeq names its product putative FAD dependent oxidoreductase. The transcript has 5 exons. Gene Ontology annotation, molecular function: NADP binding; N,N-dimethylaniline monooxygenase activity; flavin adenine dinucleotide binding. NCBI's taxonomy places the organism in Eukaryota, Fungi, Ascomycota, Eurotiomycetes, Eurotiales, Aspergillaceae. The record is from RefSeq and is a predicted model, not a curated record. Bases 1 to 1437 code for a protein of 478 amino acids.